Salvia miltiorrhiza (redroot sage) is the source of this 1518-nucleotide messenger RNA. RefSeq names its product putative late blight resistance protein homolog R1B-16. The transcript has a single exon. Gene Ontology annotation, biological process: protein folding. Lineage: Eukaryota; Viridiplantae; Streptophyta; Magnoliopsida; Lamiales; Lamiaceae. The record is from RefSeq and is a predicted model, not a curated record. Bases 1 to 1518 code for a protein of 505 amino acids. Gene Ontology annotation, molecular function: alpha-tubulin binding.
AUGGUGGAGGUGGUAGGUGGCUACCUACUUCCAUUUUUUACUAACAUCAGCAACAAUCCAGCUUCAUGGAGGGAAAUUGCACAAAAUGUAAAUUCAGUUACUAAAGGAGGACAAUUUGAAAAUAUAUUGUCUUUGAGUUACACUCACUUGCCUCAUUAUCUGAGGCCGUGUUUCUUGUACAUGGGAAUGUUUCCUGAGGAUUGUGAGGUCCGUGUCUCAAAACUCAUCAAAUUAUGGGUAGCUGAGGGAUUCUUGAGACGUCUGAGCAGAUCUAAAACCUUAGAAGAAGAGGCGGAAGUGUUUUUGGAGGAUCUUGUCAAGAGAAACCUUGUUUUGGUUACCAAGAGAAAGUGUGACGGCAGGAUCAAAAGUUGCAGCCUCCAUGAUCUGAUGCGGGAUUUGUGCAUAAGAAAAGCGCAUGAAGAGAAGUUUCUUGUGAACUUCAGCAGCGGGCUUUCAGUAAAGGGCAGAAAAAAUCAGCGCCGUGUAAGUGUUACUCGUUCAGGUUUACCAUAUUUUCAAAAAAUAUAUGGCUUAACCCUCCAUACAAUUUUGUGCUUCCAUGGCAUUUCUGUAGCAAACAAGUUGGAAGGUUUUAGAUUGCUAAGGGUAUUGGAUGCAGGAAAUGUUUAUGUGCAUUCACUACCAGAUCAACUAUUUGACCUAUUUUAUCUAGCAUACCUUGCUGUCUACUAUCCUGGAAGGAUAUCUACAGCCAUUUCAAAGCUUCGUAAUCUUGAGACUUUAAGCCUUCGCACAAAGAAUGAUUGGAGGAACUUUAGAUUACAUUUCUAUUUGCCACAGGAGAUUUGGAGGAUGCCAAGAUUGAGACAUCUUGUCUUCUAUGGCAGGUUACCAAAUCCAGAAGGAAUAACAGCUUCUAGUCUAGAAAACCUCCAAACACUCUCUAUAGUGUCACAUACCAUGUGUAGUGAAAGGAUCUUGAGAAUGAUCCCAAACCUAAGGAAAUUGGAAAUUGAUUGCUCUGAUGGCGAAAUUUUCCUCAACAAUUUGGUGCAUCUGCGUCAACUUGAAGAUUUGAAGUUACGUUCAUCUUUUAGAGUUGUGUUUUACCAUAAGGAUAUCUUCACUUUUCCUAGGACUCUGAGAAAGUUGACAUUAAGCCGUGUGCUUCUUCCUUGGAAGGAGAUGACUGUUGUAGGCUCGUUGCCAAAUCUUCGAGUGCUUAAACUGACUCAUUGGGCUUGCAAAGGCAGCACAUGGGAAACAAGCGAUGGAGAGUUUCCUAAACUAGAAAUUUUGGUUAUAGAAAGGUCGUAUCUCAAGGAUUGGAUAACUGAAAGUAGCCACUUCCCAAUGCUCAAAAGCCUCGUGCUCCACGAGUGUUCGGAGCUCGCUGAAAUACCAGAAGAUAUCGGGGAAAUUCCAACACUCGAGCUGAUUGAGGUGAAGGGGAAAGCGCGAACGUCACUUGUGGAGUCGGCCCAGAGGAUUCUAGAGAAACAACAAGAGUGGGGAAAUGAUGCCCUUCAAGUUCGUUGCAUGGCCCAUCGAUGA